This is a messenger RNA of Prosopis cineraria, 1257 nucleotides long. RefSeq names its product glucan endo-1,3-beta-glucosidase-like. The coding region runs from base 52 to 1113 and encodes 353 amino acids. Lineage: Eukaryota; Viridiplantae; Streptophyta; Magnoliopsida; Fabales; Fabaceae. The transcript is spliced from 2 exons. Gene Ontology annotation, molecular function: hydrolase activity, hydrolyzing O-glycosyl compounds. Gene Ontology annotation, biological process: carbohydrate metabolic process. The record is from RefSeq and is a predicted model, not a curated record. Gene Ontology annotation, cellular component: plasma membrane.
UCCGCUCGAUGAAUGGACAUCAGACACAAGUACCAAUCAUCGUGAAUCAUAAUGCCCCUAAUCUUCGCAACCUCCGGCAAUGGGUCCUUCUCCAUGGCUUCUCUAACGCUCCUGUUAGCACUCUUCACUGCAAAUCUUUGCAUCACAGGAGCUCAAAUAGGUGUUUGCUAUGGCAUGCUGGGAAAUAAUCUGCCGUCUCCUCGUGAAGUGGUGGAUCUUUACAGAGCCAACAACAUUAAGCGAAUGAGACUCUACGACCCAAAACAAGAGGCUCUUGAAGCUCUGAGCGGCUCCGGCAUCGAGCUCAUGCUCGGCAUCCCCAACGCCGACCUCCAGCGCCUCGCCAACAACGCCGGUGAAGCCCGCCGAUGGGUUCAACGCAACGUUCUCAACUUUUACCCCGCCGUCAACAUCAAAUACAUCGCCGCCGGCAACGAAGUGAACCCCGCCGCCGGAGACAACAGGAAGUAUGCCCCGUACGUCCUCGGGGCGAUUCAGAAUGUGUACCAAGCCAUACGUGAGAGAGGCUUUCACGAGAAGAUCAAGGUCUCUACGGCCAUUGACAUGACCCUGAUAACGGAGGACUCAUUUCCUCCGUCGAGGGGGAGGUUCCGAGACGACGUCAGAAAGUACCUGGACCCUAUCAUAGGCUACUUGGUCUAUGCAAAAGCGCCCUUGUUAGCCAAUAUAUACCCUUACUUCGCUUAUACUGGGAGCCGUGGUAAGGUACCUCUGAGUUACGCUCUGUUCACUGAACCAAACGUGUUCGUUCAGGAUGGCUCGAGAGGCUACCAGAAUCUGUUUGAUGCCAUGUUGGAUACGUUGUAUGCAGCUUUGGAUAGUACGAGGAUUGGAGCGGUGAAAGUGGUGGUGUCGGAGAGUGGGUGGCCUUCCGCUGGAGCGGAACCAGCUACUCCGAAGAAUGCCAAGACUUACUUGGAGCAAUUGAUCCCUCAUGUGAACACAGGUACUCCUAUGAAGCCUGGACCCGUCGAGACGUACAUUUUUGCCAUGUUCGAUGAGAACAACAAGACGGGAGAAAAGACCGAGAAACAUUUUGGGCUCUUCUUUCCCAGCAAACAGAACAAGUAUGGCUUGAGUUUUGGGGCAUAACAAAAGUUGCAAAUUAAUUGCAGGUGCUCAGGCUGGGUUUUACAACAUCACGCUUCCUCCUAAGUAGUGUGUGAUUACAUAUCGUCUUGUACGAAUAAAUAAAUAAAUAAAAACCUCUGCACUGCAGUUUGUCUUCGACUUGAA